Messenger RNA from Protopolystoma xenopodis, 546 nucleotides. The record is from the annotation of a GenBank genome assembly. NCBI's taxonomy places the organism in Eukaryota, Metazoa, Platyhelminthes, Monogenea, Polystomatidea, Polystomatidae.
UUGUUAAAACAACUUGAAGUUAAGGCGCUCCAGCUCGCGUGUCCACUUCCUGCUUCGUCCUCAACUCAACGACUGCCUGUUUCUACGGCUGGCAUGGCAAUAAUGUCUGCUCGGGCAGCAGCAGCUUCUUCGCGAGCCGCUGUUCACACGGCACACCUACGUUGCGAAUGGGAUCAACUUACAUCAGCGCUUGCUGAAACAGCAGAGGCGCUAGCGCGUGCCCAACGCACCGAUAGCAUUUUUCAUGCCGUGGAAGCAGUGGCAAGUCGCACCGAAGCCAUACGAUUAUUGAUAACGCCAGCAAUGGUCUCAGCUAAUGAGUCAGAAAUUAUUUUGCAUCCGUCUGAAAAUUCCACAAUUGGUGAGGUUCUCAAGCCCGGUCAGUUGACCUCGCCAAGUCGAAGGCUCUGUCUGAGUGACCGAACAAAUGUCUCUAAGAUAAAUAACAUGGAUGAGGUUCAAACUGUCCUUACAGAGAACAAGGUGAACAAGCUACUUGCAGUCUCUUUCAUGAUAAUAUUUGUUUUCCGACUAGAUCAUUUCUGA